Microdochium trichocladiopsis is the source of this 1141-nucleotide messenger RNA. RefSeq lists its product as uncharacterized. The record is from RefSeq and is a predicted model, not a curated record. NCBI's taxonomy places the organism in Eukaryota, Fungi, Ascomycota, Sordariomycetes, Xylariales, Microdochiaceae. The transcript has a single exon. Bases 97 to 1005 code for a protein of 302 amino acids.
AACAACUCCUCAGUCACUCAGUCGGCAACAGCAUAUCGCGCCGUGAUUGACCAGACCUUUUCUGACACUCCACUGCCAGCGCCCGACUACUCAACGAUGAAAAGGCCUUCUCUGUAUUCGGACGUAAUGAUGGCUGGACAACGUCAGGCGGUACAAUCUGGGAAGAACGACCGUGGAAGCGCGGGUCAUGCCGCACGGCAUGCCACUGGGCAGGAUACCAAUGCCAGCAACAACGGCCGCCGCCGGAGCAGUGGCGUUGAUGGCGGGGACAAGUAUUUGACCCAUACGGCGAUUCUGAGCGCGGAGUGCCAGAAGCGCCGUUUCAACCCGCAAUUCACGGAGUGGUCCACCAAUGGGCAGUACUACUGCUCAAUCAAUCUGAAUGGCGUCGUUCUUAACGGCAAUCGAGCAUAUUCAACUGCUAACGACGCAAAGCAAGCACUCGCGAAGCUCGCAGUAUCGGAGGUAAAGAAACAGCCAUGCCCCAGCCCGGCAGCAAGGGCGGCAGCCAAAGCUGCUCGGGCCGAGCGUAUCGCCCAUGAGUCGGCUCAGAUUGGCAACAGAAGCGCAUCCUCGAGUCAAGGACAGCAACGGGCCAAGGACUCUGCCUCAGCCGUCCACCGCGGAAGUACAAUGGAAAAUGGCCCGAAAGGCUGGCUCCCCGCCGUGCAGAGCAGCCAGGCCGGGCAGGAUGGCACGAUCAAUCACAACACCUGCCAGACACCUGCUCCGGCCUCAGCCCUGAGCCCGGAUAUCCUUUCCAACCCGAUUGCUUCGCGAGCGUUCUUAGAAGGCCUCGCUUUGGGAGCACGGCUCUAUGAAUCGGCUCAGCGCCUCAAGGCCGAGAACAUCCUUAUAAGACCUUCCUUGGGCAUGCCUGCCGCUGAGCCGGCAUCCGCCUCAGGGCGAGGCUGGAAUCACGAGCGGGAGCGGUCACCCAUGGCGGAGGGCAGCCGGCGGAUUCGUGAGCGCUCGCCGCUUCGCAAUCAGCACCGCGAGCCUUGACCUGGUAGCCAGGGCCAAGCUUGGUGAACCAGGGGUCUUGCAAGGGAAUUGUCACCUCCCUUGCUUCGUCGAAAGUUCACUUUUAUAUCUCCACUGACAAGGACAAAUGCUUGGGCAGAGACUCGGUUGAUACUGA